Messenger RNA from Trichogramma pretiosum, 446 nucleotides. RefSeq lists its product as uncharacterized. The transcript has 2 exons. Lineage: Eukaryota; Metazoa; Arthropoda; Insecta; Hymenoptera; Trichogrammatidae. The coding region runs from base 104 to 424 and encodes 106 amino acids. The record is from RefSeq and is a predicted model, not a curated record.
UCGACCGAGUGUCAAUCCACAGUCGCCAACUUGCAACAAUCAGCAGUUGUAGAGCAAUUAUCAAAGAGUAACAGCAGCAAAUCCAUUCCAGUAAACAAUCAUCAUGUUUUCUCGAUCAUUUUUGGUAUUCUUCGGAGUGUUGGCUCUCGUCGCUCUGACCAUCUCUGCACAGCCAGUGAUCGACGACGAGCAGCAGGAAAAUUCGUUGGAGAUCGACCUGAGCGAGUUGGACGAGGUCGAAUCUAGGAAUCCAGCCCUGGCCAUCGCCGUGAGAGUCUUGGCCGGCGCCUUCAGAUGGGCGGCGACCCAUUGCCUCAAGGAGGCCGCUCAAAGCUGCAAACAGCAUUGGAAACAUCCUAAGGCCCUCGUCAACUGCGCCAAACACUUUUUGCAAUCCAACAGAGGUCGUUGCGCUUUGGGCUAAUUUAUCAAAUUAUCAAUAUUUU